AUGUCUCUCUUCCGAACCAUCCCUACUGCUGGCGACUUCGCCCCUCUCUUCCGCCUGCUGGACGACUAUGAUCUCCACCGCUCCGGCCAAGGCUCCUCAGUGACUUCUGCUCGCACCUUUGCGCCUCGCUUCGACGUCCGCGAGACCUCGGAUGGCUACCACCUCGAUGGUGAGCUGCCCGGCAUCGCCCAGAAGGACGUCGACAUUGAGUUUUCCGACCCUCAGACUCUCGUGAUCAAGGGUCGCACUGAGCGCGAAUACCACUCCUCGGACAAUGACGAGGCCCAGAACACCCCUGCCCCGGAGAACACCAACAACAACAACCAGGGCGAGGGCAGCGCUGUCGUCCCCUCGGGCGAUAAGCAGGUCUCCAAGAACAAGUCCAAGACCAAGCAUCACUACUGGGUCAGCGAGCGCUCCGUUGGCGAGUUCCACCGCACCUUCUCCUUCCCUACUCGCGUCGACCAGGACGCUGUCAAGGCUUCCUUGAAGAACGGCAUCCUGUCCAUUUUCGUGCCUAAGGCGGCUGCUCCUUCUUCGAAGAAGAUUACCAUCGAGUAA
This is a messenger RNA of Aspergillus tubingensis, 561 nucleotides long. Its product is annotated as Hsp20/alpha crystallin family protein. The transcript has a single exon. Bases 1 to 561 code for a protein of 186 amino acids. The record is from RefSeq and is a predicted model, not a curated record. Gene Ontology annotation, biological process: response to salt stress; response to hydrogen peroxide; protein folding. NCBI's taxonomy places the organism in Eukaryota, Fungi, Ascomycota, Eurotiomycetes, Eurotiales, Aspergillaceae.